This is a messenger RNA of Nothobranchius furzeri (turquoise killifish), 945 nucleotides long. RefSeq names its product progestin and adipoQ receptor family member IVb (gene paqr4b). Gene Ontology annotation, molecular function: signaling receptor activity. Gene Ontology annotation, cellular component: membrane. The record is from RefSeq and is a predicted model, not a curated record. NCBI's taxonomy places the organism in Eukaryota, Metazoa, Chordata, Actinopteri, Cyprinodontiformes, Nothobranchiidae.
CGAGGGUUUUCCGACAAUCAUGUCAUAACUGCAGCUGAGAGAACCUGCCGGUCUUCACCAGGAUGUAAAUGUAGGGGAACAUGUUAAAUAGGGCACUGGAUGCAUGAAGCCAUGACGGUGCUUUACCAAGGGCCGCGGCUCGUGGACUUUGCAAAGGCCCCUCCAUACCUGCAGUUCAACAAGUACGUCCUGACAGGUUACCGGCCCGUGUCCACCGUCCAGGAGUGCCUCAGGAGCCUUUUCUACAUGCACAAUGAGCUAGGGAACAUUUACACUCAUGGUAUCCCUUUCCUCCUCUUCUUGGUGAUGCUGCCUUACAGCAUCCCAUGGAUGGAGGUGGACAACACAUGGAUAUGCAUGGUCCACUACCUAGCCUGCCUCUGCCCCACCGUCGGCUCGGUGCUCUACCAUCUGUUUAUGAACCACGUGGGAGGACAACACGUCUACAACACCCUGCUCUCCCUGGACAUGGUUGGGGUCUGUCUAGUUAACACUCUGGGAGCACUGCCCAUCAUUUACAUCACCCUGCUUUGCCACCCGACUGUGCAACGGACCGCCCUGCUGGUCUACAUCGUCCUGUCAGCCUACGGCAUCUACUGCGCCACCACGGCCCACACCAACAUCUUGCGUCUGCGAUCCUUCAUCUGGCAGGCUUUGUUCCGCUUCAGCCUCUUCUUGUUCCGGGCUUACGGAGCCGGUGUUGGCAGUCCCAACUCCAUGCGUCUGUUCGUCACCAUGGAUGCUUUCGCUGUACUGGGAGGACUGGUCAACAUCAUCCAGAUCCCAGAGCGCUUCUGCCCAGGUCUGUUUGACAACUGGGGCAACAGCCACCAGAUAAUGCAUGUUAUGGUUAUCUGCUCCAUCAUCUACCUGCACUGGGGCACCGUGGAGGAUUUAACCUGGAUUAAGACCUUCCAGUGUCCUGUACUGACCCGAGCCCUUUAA